CUUGUUUCUGGGCACAUUUAGGCUGGCUCUUCUAAGCGUCCUCUUGUGCAUCCUCUGUGACCGUUUGCUCCCGCCCAGAGACCCUUGGUUGUGUUGCCAAUCUCUCCCAGAGCCUGUCGUUCGACCGUGUCUAUCUGUGGACUGGCUGCACUUUCCCCAACUCAACUGUCGCGACUCGCCAGAAGCAAAGUCAUUGCCAUUUCGCUUCAUCUCUGGCGCGUGCUCUUGCAUCUUGUUGUCCGGGUGGAGGGCCGUGAGCGUCUCUCUGCUCGCUUUCGGCAUUAAUCUCGCUGGUAGCUUUCAGUCUGAUAGUGUCGUCUAUUCUCCCUCGACCUCCCCGGAGCGAUUCAUUAUAGAAUUCCUCUCCGUAUUUUGCACUUACGGACUUUUCCCUCUGGCUUUGUUAACCUUAUGUUGCAUUAAGCGCUACUAGAACCCGGGAGUUGGAUUGGAGUCGGCGGUUUAAAGGAGGCUAACUAAUUAAUCAUCCGGGUCGUUCACAGAACCAAAAAAAAUCUCUACCCUCGUUCGACGGCCAACGUUGUUCGGCAACGUUGGAAUUGCUGCAUGCCCUCAGAUACCCAUGGGAAUGCUAACAGUCCUUCCGGUUCAGACGGCGUCUCACCGAUAGCGUCGGAGAAGAAGCAGCCUUGCACCAUGGCGUGGAAGUCGCCCGCCGCCGCAGCUUCCUCAGAAGCACCGGCUCGCCCUCCCCUGUCCUCGCAACAGUCGAACUCCCUCCCAUCAACCCCUUACCAACAUCCUCGCAAGCUCUCCUUUCACUGCAGAUCCCCGUCUCCUCAACGAGGAAGCAAUUCCCCCCGGUCCACCCAUUCCGAGUCCACGCACAUCCCUCCGUCGUUACGCAUCCCCUUAGGAGGUUGCAAAUACGAAACAAGUAUGGCGUAUUUUCGGAGAAGAAUGCCCUAUACUCUCGGGGCGGAUCUCUUGCCGGAAGAAAAAGAUGGCCUAAAGGAACGACUCUCCCCGGAGGAGGAAGAGAAGCUUACGGCGGAUAUCCUUGAGUUGUAUGACCAGCUGUUACCAUCAGCAGAGAGUGAUGACCGACGGCGACAACUCGUUCGCAAGUUAGAGAAACUCUUCAAUGACGAGUGGCCUGGUCGCGAUAUAAAGGCUCAUGUGUUUGGGUCCUCGGGGAAUAAGCUCUGCUCGAGCGAUUCGGAUGUGGAUAUCUGUAUAACCACAACGUACAAAGAGUUAGAACAUGUGUGCUUGCUGGCUGACGUGCUUGCUAAACAUGGAAUGGAACGGGUGGUUUGUGUGUCGCACGCAAAAGUCCCAAUUGUAAAGAUCUGGGAUCCCGAGCUCCGACUAGCCUGCGAUAUGAACGUCAAUAAUACACUGGCAUUGGAAAAUACCCGUAUGGUCAGAACGUAUGUCGAGGUCGAUGAGCGGGUGCGUCCUUUGGCCAUGACUGUGAAGUAUUGGACAAAACGGCGGGUACUCAAUGAUGCUGCAUUGGGUGGCACGUUAAGCUCCUACACCUGGAUCUGUCUGAUCAUCAAUUUCCUCCAAACGAGAAGCCCUCCGAUUCUCCCGAGCCUUCAGGCCCGUCCCCACAAAAAACGGGUGACGAAUGAUGGCCUGGUUUGCUCCUUCGAUGAUAACCUGGAGUCGUUGGCUGGUUUCGGUCGGAAGAAUAAGCAGUCUUUGGGUGACCUGCUUUUCCAAUUUUUUAGGUACUACGGCCAUGAAGUGGAUUACGAGAAGAGUGUCAUCUCGGUCCGUGAAGGCAGGUUGAUAUCAAAGGAAGAAAAGGGUUGGCACCUGCUGCAGAACAACCGCCUCUGCGUUGAAGAGGCAUUCAAUACAUCGAGGAAUCUCGGGAAUACCGCAGAUGACACGUCGUUUCGAGGUCUUCAUAUGGAGCUUCGCAGGGCUUUCAAAGCAAUCUCAAAAGGCAGUCUCGAGGAAUGUUGCACGCAAUACGAGUUUCCUGCCGAAGAAGAACGGUCUUGGGAACGGCCGGCGCCACAACCGCGUGCCGUUAUCACUGCCGUUCCGCCACAAUAUGGUACUCGUGGCCGGGGCGGCGGUCGUGGAGGCCGUCCGUUCACCCGCGGUGGGCAUUCUGGUCGCCGAGUAUCGAAUCCCGCGGGCAAGUCGGCCAAUUCGCGUCACUCAAAUAUUCCCACGGGUUCCCCCGAAUUGCCCUUUCAGUCCCAGCAUGCACAGUAUCUGCUACAUGACCAUCUCUUCCAACAGAUCCAGAUCCUUCAAGCCCAGGAGCAGGAACUGCGACUGCAGCUCCAGAACCAGGCAUUUCUAACUGGGAGGUCACCCGUACUAGUUCGUCAGCCAUUUGUUCCAUAUACCAUUCCACAGCCAGAAGCGACAGGCGAUGAAAAUUCCCGUUCGAGGUCUGGGACAGUGAACCAUCCGCCGCUCACGGCACCACGCCAAAACGUUUACUAUGGUCCCGCAUACUUCCCGGUUGCUGUUCAGGGAGUACAGGGAAGUAGCACCAAUCCUCCCUCACCAUCGGCGGCGCCUGCGCCGCCUGAUUUUCGACGCAAUCGUCGGUCAUCAGUCGCAAAUGGCUCACCGGGGGGUUCGCUGAGGGCACAAUCGCAACCUGCACGCUCGUUGCACUCCCAACCCCUCCAGGGAUUUGUUCCCUUUUAUGCCGUGCCUGAACCUGUUGACAGUUCACCAAGUUCAAAACACAAACCUGUUCCUGGAUCCCCUCCGGAAGGAUCGCAGAGCGACGAGGAGCAUGCUUCGACACAGAACAAUCCGCCCACUGGGUCUCGAUCCCCGUACCUGGACGAAAAUCGGCCAGCCGAAUACGUCGGGUACUACUUAAGCAGCUCUCCACAACUGCAGGCUUUUCAUCAAAAUCCCAUACUGACACCCAUGUCGGCGCCGGUUGGAUACUCUCUGCAGACCGGCUUCUAUCCUUACUUUGGGCAUCUCCAGGACUACCGGCCAGUGGCACUAUCAUCUAAUGAGAUGACGGCCACUUCCUCUGAUCAAGGGUCUACUCUCAACGUCAAAAACGGAUCGUCUCAACAACGCGCGUCGACUCGGCCGGUGCAGCCCUCAGAUCGGGGCCCUCUGAUUGUUGACGGGUCUGUGCCUCUGAGCGAGCAACGCAGUCAACCCCAUAGAGAAACCUUUGAUCAUUAUGUUAAUAUGAACCACGGUACUUCUAACCCAGAAGACUCUAAUAUCAAUGUGUCUGUCAGUUCAGAUUCCAUAUCUCCGGAUCUGCAGGAUAACACUUCCCUGGAGAAUGAGCGCCCUGUCUUCAUUCCUCGACAACCGUUGGAGUCCCACAGGCCGAAUGUCGAAGGCGAGGCGCGUACAUAUGGGAUAAAUGGAGGUAAUAGCCUGCUUUCCAACAAAAUGCAAAGCCUACACGUCUCGAAAUCCGAGCAGUCGAGCGAAUCUCCGUCGCGAGCCAGGCCAGAAAAGAUGAGGCAGAUUCCUUUUAGCAAUGAGGGGUUGGAUAAAACUGCACCUCGUCUACGGCCGGUCACGUCCGUCGUUGACAGGGCAACGACUAAGGGGCCAUCUCCAAGCGCGAAACGUCGGACGAAUGGCAUGGAUACUGAUAAAGCCAAUGGAUCUGGCCAGAACAAGGCUAAGCCGAGAGGCUGUCACGAACUCUGCAAUAUAGAUGCGACACCUGCCGACAGUAGGCAGCGGCAUACUGAUCAGUCACCACGGAAACAGAACAAUAUUAACUCCACAAACACAGCGUAUGUGUCUGGUGCUGCGCACAACACCGGUGGCUGGCAAACCACAAAGAAGAAGCAUAGGAGGAACGCAAAGUCGUUGGUGGAGACCCGUCUCAGUGCUGCUGAACCUUUGCCUGUCGAUGAAUCGCUAAGAAAGGGUGGCUGA
Messenger RNA from Monascus purpureus, 3870 nucleotides. The record is from the annotation of a GenBank genome assembly. Lineage: Eukaryota; Fungi; Ascomycota; Eurotiomycetes; Eurotiales; Aspergillaceae.